Molecule: messenger RNA, 5457 nt
Organism: Adineta ricciae
Lineage: Eukaryota; Metazoa; Rotifera; Eurotatoria; Adinetida; Adinetidae
Source: the annotation of a GenBank genome assembly
AUGAAUAAUGCGAAGGAGGCGCUUGCAAUUGAUAAACUAUUCAAUAUCUUACCUGAUCUCUAUCGACAAAGUCAAGCAAGAAAGAAAUUUCGGCGAUUUAUCAACGAAGAAUUAGCAUGGCGAUCGCAAUAUGAACUGUUGAACGGACUUUAUUGCCUUGAUCGAAUCCCAUAUGUCAUCAAAGAGUUUAAUGAGAAACUUUACGUUUUAUUGGAAGACGGACGUUAUCGAUUUGAUCGAAUUAAUCCAAAUUUAUUUACAUAUGAUCAGACCAAUUUGAUUCUACGCAAAGUAAUCGAUGAUGAAAUUCUCGAUGAUCCGACGCUCGACCAAAAAUUCGAAUUCCAAUUUCUGCAAUCGGAUGUAAAAGAUCGAGUCGAAGUCAUCAGUGAACUCGUCAUUGGACAAAUCUCAGAUCCAAAUGUCUAUUUGAAAAACGAUGGUCUGAACUCCUUUCGCGAUCGAAAAGGACAACAAACAAGCUCCAUACCUCAUCCGAAGAACAUAGACCGCUCUGAUUCUCCACACAACGAGUCGAUUGAGCAUCAAGCCCAAUCAGAUGCUUAUGGGUUUAAACACAUUCGUGCUUACAUCGAUCGUUUUCUUGCUCAUUAUCGUCGAGCGAUCGUUCUCGCUCAUCGUUCAACCAAUUGGACGUUAUUACAAAACGUUGCCAAAUCGUUUUACAAUUCUCUGGAACAACUCAUUCAAUACCUUUCCACCACAACAUUGAAGAAGAUAUUCUCAAUCAAUGCUCUACUUUCGCAUAGCUACCAAACGAUGUUCAUUGCCAGUGAGUUACUUCUCGAUAUGCUCUAUCGUACAAAGCCAUUCUAUGACAAUCAAAAUGACAAAUUGAGAAAUACGAAUUCGAAUCGAUUGAACCAAUGGUUUACAAACUUGGAAUGUUCAUGGACAGGAACGACGUUCAAUUUCGAACAACCACAAGAUCGAACAAUACUAAUGGAUCUGAGAUUCAUCAAGAAGUUUAUUUUACGCGCAUUACAUUCUUUGUAUGUCGCAGCGAAAUGGGAAAAACUAGGAACGAUAGCAAUGAGAUUCAAUGCUUUAUCUGAUCAUUAUUUUGCAGACUUAGUUAGUCCGUUGUUGAUCGCUGCUCAAACUGCGUUACUGCAACAAUUGCGUGAUCGACAGAACUCAACUGAUCAGCCACAUUUCAAGGCAGCUGUUGCUACAUUAGGACGACCGAUACAUCCCGAUGAUUUUUAUACACUUCGACCUGAAAAACUCUUUCAAAUCUCCAAUGAUAUGUAUGAAAGCUCUGUUCUACCACUCAGCCUUGAUGAUCGACUCGAUCCGAAAGGAUUCGACUUCUAUGCUCAAACCAAUCACGCGCUGGAACUCAUUAGCAUACCACUUGAUGUGGAGUUUAGUCGUAAACUUCUACGACAAGGCCUAGAAAAGACUCAUUAUUCAUCUCGAUCGAUCAUCGAGUGUCGAAAAAUGUUUGCAUUCUAUAUAUUCAAACAAGAACAAGAAUUAGCGAAAGAUUUUCUCAUUUUUACACCGAUUACAGAAAAUAUUUCUCAACAGGAAAAGCAAAUCUCUGGGAAGAAAGAGGCAACAUUGACAUAUCAAUAUCGGCCACUAACACCGGGAGAAUCUUUAGAAUUUUCUCCAUUAGAGACUAAUAAAAUCGAGACGCCACCAUCGACACGGAUCACGAAAGAAUCAGUGAUCGAAACGUAUCAAACAUUAGCAAAAUUAUUGCUGGGUCAAAAUCGUCGUGAUCUAUACUGUCAGAUACAAAGUGAACUUGGAGAUUUAUACUUUCAUUGUGAUAAACUAUUAGAAUCGAAAUCGGUCUGGUGUGAUGUUAUUGAUCUACUUCUCGAAAGCACCGAUGUCAUAACUACAUGGUUCAAAAAAGAUUCAUUAAGAAAUCUCAUAUCAAAUCGUGUACAACUCAUUCAGAAAUGUGGUAUUUGGGGAUGUCUAUUACUAGCAAUUGUCACAUCGAAAUUAGCCAAAUACCAUAUCCAUUUGAAUUGUGAUCAACAUCUUCAAACAUGUUUGUUAAGUGCAUACUUUCUUCGUUCAAUUUUCUUCUACACUUUACCACAUUCGGAACAUGAUCUGGAUUAUGCAACAUUAUUCAUUGAUCAUUCUGUCCAUGUCUGGCCUGGUGUACAAUUGACUAGUGAUGAAUUUCGUUUGAAUCCAUCGGCAUUGAUGGACGCGCUAGCCUACACAAGCGAAGCACUCAUUCGCCAUGAUAUUUGUCUUCAAGUUCUUCCGGUUAUUGCUCUCUACGAUGUUUUUGCCUUACAUUGUCGGAAUGUUCAACAUACAGUACAAGCGCGACUUCUACGUUUACGUGCUUUGAUUCAGUUGAAUUUGUUUCAUGAAGCACAUCAGAUUAUUUAUAUAUUGAUCGAUGGGCACAAACUACCUCAUACACAAUUACCUGGUCACUAUCGGUUGAGUAUUUCAGAAGCAAAUUCAUCUAAACAUUACAAACCGAAAUAUUUUGACAAUACUAAAAGUGUUAUCUCCGAUCAUAAUAUUGCUGUAUUGGAAGGCCUUCUCACAUCGAAACUUUCUCCAACCUUGUCGCAACUUUAUAGAAGUCAUCUAACCAUCGAAUUUCAUUAUCUCCUUUCACUGUUUUUCAUUCGUCUGGCAGCACGUAUUCCAGUCAUAGCCGACCUAGAUUUAUUUCAAAAUAGUGAAUUGAAAGAAAUGCUGAAUGGGCCAAUUUCACGUACAUACCGGCGAACAGCUGCCAAUGUCGGUGACGGAACAAAAGUCAAAUCAACAGUUUUUCCCGACGAAUCAUCACGUUCGUUUGUUCAUGUGAAAUCUUACCUUAUUGGUACUGGAAAAUUAUUUGCCGAGAAGUGUCUAAACGUUUUGCAACAAACUGAUGAAUUAUCACGCGAUCAUCCAUCGAAUCUCGAAUCAUUCGAACAUCAAUUACUCAUUGAUUGUUUAACUAUAUUAGCUGAAUGUGCUCAUCAAUGUCAUCUAGAUCAAUUAGCAGCAAGAUAUGCUUUGGAAUCAUUGAAAGUCCUAUCAACGGUUGGAGAAGAUAACAUUGCCGAAAAGAAGAUUGCAAAUGGAUCAUCAAAGCGUAAAUCAUCUUUGCCACGCGCAAGUGUCAGCACUCGACAUCCACAGAAAACACUCAAUGCAUUGAAUAUUCUUUUCAACAGUCGCUAUUCGCAUAAUCUCAACGUUUAUACAUGGUUGAAGCAACGUGCCUAUCUUUGUUAUAUUAUUUUACAACAAAUUAAUUCGUUGGGGAAAGUGAAGGGUAUUGAUGAGCAUACACGUGAAGAAUUAGCGAAUGUUCAAGUUUAUAUUGACGACGGUUUCAACGAAUCUGAGCAGUAUCAAUGCGAAUCGAUGCAAGCAACGUUCUUGUUAUAUAAAGCAUUGAAUAACUUGAGUGAACUAGUGAAUAUCAAAGAGAAUAUCCAACGGUUGAAUACGGCUUGUCAAUUGUUUCAAUCAGCGUUGACUCAACAGAAUAAUCUUUUGUCUGUAGAGAUUCUAAUGAAUCGAUCAUUGACACAGAUACUUCUUUGGGAACAUCAUUGCGUUCAAGAUUUUAACGGAACUGUCACGAAACUGAUCGAAGAGAAAGAAAAUGAUAAAUUACAAUCAUCCAUCCUAGAUUUCCUUGUUCAAAUGCGUGAACGUAUCCAAACGACCAGUUCGAGCCAUCCUCGUGAUUGGUUCUCCAUACCAGUUAUUCCAUUGGCAAAUCUCUAUUCUCCCUUACUUCUUCCCUUAGUAUUUGCUAAAUUACGUACAGCAACAAUCAUAGUCGAUCAUGCGUACCGUUCGUUAAGUGAAGAUUUAACCAUGAACAAUCUCUUCGAAAAUGCUCAAACAUUGUUUCGUCAAUGUUUAACGUUAAAUCAAACAUUAGUCGAACGUUAUGUGAAUAUCGACUGCGAAUGUCUUCUACAUUUAGCUCGUAUUGGUCGUUUACAAAAACGAAUUAGUUUAACGUCAACCAUGACAAUUCCAUUGAGAACUGUUGUCAAAUACCUCUUAGAUGCUAUUCGUCUAUGUUACUUUAGUACGAAUGACGGAGAAUUUAUUCAGACGUGUUAUUUUGAAUUAGCGAUCGUUUUACUUGAAUAUACACGCGCGCCAAUCGAUGGAGCGAGAAAACUGUCGGUGAAGUCUUUACCACUAGCCAAAUCACAAGAUCUGUCGGCUCCUUCGAAACCACAGCAAGUGAAAUUGCGCGCAAGUGUUGCGGUUUCGAAUAACAUUAAUACUACGGAACAGCAACAACAACAAAAGCAGCAGCAGCAGAUCAAGCAAGCGGCAUCCGUUGCUGUACAUGCGGCAACCCAAAUGGCCGUGAAUCAGAAACAACGUGUACAACUACCUGGUCUAGCUGAAGAAUUUUCUGAAACAGAUGAAAUUCAUUGGCCAACGUAUUUAGCAGCCGAUAUCAUCGGAUAUUUUAUCUUUCCGGAACGUCGACGAGUCUUUAAAAGUGCAGCCGAAAAAGAAGUGUUAACAUUAGCACCACAUUUCGAAGCAAAACUAUUACCGGAGCCUUUUGACACCAAACUUGACCGUCUCAACCUAGCGGCCACACAAGAUUUGACUUGGUUACAUCUUCUCAACUACCAAAAUAACGUGGCGAAACGUCUUGAUAAUCGUCAAUUACUUUCCUUGGACUGUGAUGCUGUGGGUCGAUCGAAUCUCUUCUUUUUACACAUCUUUCCACGUUUUGUUGGCGUUACCCAAGCUCUGCAAUCACUUCAUCAUUAUUCAUCGCAAUGCAUGUCGAUAUAUCCAUCAGAUAUCUAUAAUGACAGUGUUUUACAGAUGACUUCGUCAUCAACGAAUAACUUCCCACAUCGAGCAUCGGUUUCAUCUGCGCGGACUAUGCGUAGUGUCCAAUCAAAUGCCAAUGAGAUAAACGAUGAAAAUCUCGAACAUUGUCCCAAUAUUCAUCUUCAAAUGGUCAAGAAAGAACUCUCUGAUGAGCAACUAAAAACAGAAUUCAGUCUAUCAUGGUAUUCAUCGAACACAAUACGUGUUUACACAUCACAAGCACAUAAUCAACCUCAGUUGCCUGUUUUUGGUUUUUACACGACUGGAAAUGACGAUUUGAUCAAUGUAGUAUCUGUACCAUUGGAACAAUUACUUUAUCUGCAUAAAAAGUACUUACCGUUGGCUCAAAUCGCUGAAACUGAUCCUAAACAAAUCAGCCAUAAUCAAAUACAAUCAAUUCUACGAGAGUUAUUCAUACUUUUAACCGGAGAGCAAACUGUUAAAAUUGUCGACGAUGACGAAGCUUUGUCAAAAAUAACGCCUCGUCUGACUGACUCGAACGCGUAUGUUGAACUAGAGCGAUUUCUCAAUCCCAAAUUCGGCGCACAAACAAAUGAUGUACAACUUCGUGACUGGUUUAUCAAUACAUUUAAACAAUCUGCGAAUACACUUUUAUUAACACAAGAUUAA